CCUCCCAGUCGGCCUCAGGGAGCUGUGUCCCCGAGCCUGGGCGGGAGGAGCGCUCAGAAGUCGCCGGGCCGACCCUGGAGCGGCGCGAUGGGCGCCUCCGCCGCCCCCACAUCUGCCAGAGCGAGAGUCGGUUAGCUUUGGGGGGACUUGGCCAGCCUCCUGGGCCAGACCUCAGCCCCGUGCAACCUCUUGACAAAGGCGUGGGAGAUGAGAAUGUCCGUUGGGGAACUGGGAUGCUCUGGUGCGCUCCCGAGAGGUCUGCUUUCCAGUAACCACACGGCCGUGCAUUGGCAUGACUUUGUAUCGCAUCUCUGUGGCUAUUUUUGUUCGCUGUUGUACCUUUCAUCCGUUUUUGCGAAGUGCUUUCCAAAGAAGGUCAUUUGAUCUUCCUCCCUGUGAAGUCGGGAGGUGGGGUGGUUUUGGAGGGAAAGGACCUCAGUGCCUUGAUGUGUCCAAUGGGGAUGAUGGUAACGACAGGCACGCCUAUCUAUCUCAGCGUGCUCCUGGCUGGGGAGGACAUCACCGGGCCUCCUCCCCAGCCCGGCAGCGACCAGUUCAGUCCAGCCUCCCUCCCUGUCCCUGAAAAUGAGCUGCCGGGGGCUACUGCAUGGGGAAAAAGUGACUUUCCCUUACUGCAGCCAUGAGACAGGUGAGGAGAGGCAUUUCCCAGAGCCCAAGGCAGAAAGAGGAGGCAGGAGGGACCUCAGAUCAGACAGCCACGGGCUCUUCAUCCACCUUUCUUUAAAACUGGGAUUUGUGUCACCCCUUUCUGUCACUUCUCCCACAGCUCCCCUCUUGUUCUAGUCCACACCUAUCUUAUUUUGUAGUUGUAAGCUGUUUAUAAGCACGAUCGUAUACACUUUUUUAAAAUUUCAUUCACUUGACAGCCCUGUGAAGUGCUAUCAGCCCAUUUUAUAGGUGGAGAAACAGACUCAAGAGAGCUAAGUACUUGGCCCAGCAAUAAGGAGCCAGAAUCGAACUCAGGUUUUUUGACUUGGCAGUACUUUUAAUGUCGACUCCGUCAUCCAGCCCUGCAUGGUGGGAGUAUCAGAGACGAAGGAGGACCGUGUCGUCAGAGGGGUUGAGCUCUUUGGGUUCUGUAAAAGACAGAAUGGGCUGAACUGAAACUGACCUACAUGUCCGCCAAAGGAGUCGUCCGGCAUGCUCUGCCCACCGCACGCCGAGGUGCCCUGACCAUGAGCCUCAACUCCUCCCUCGGCCACGGGAAGGAGCUGAGUAACCUCACAGAGGAGGAGGGUGGCGAAGAGGGGGUCGUCGUCACCAGCUUCGUCGCCAUCAUCAUCAUCACCGUGUUCGUCUGCCUGGGCAACCUGGUCAUCGUGGUCACCUUGUACAAGAAGUCCUACCUCCUCACCCUCAGCAACAAGUUCGUCUUCAGCCUGACCCUGUCCAACUUCCUGCUGUCCGUGCUGGUGCUGCCUUUCGUGGCCACCAGCUCCAUCCGGAGGGAAUGGAUCUUCGGCGUGGUCUGGUGCAACUUCUCCGCCCUUCUGUACCUGCUGAUCAGCUCGGCCAGCAUGCUCACGCUGGGGGUCAUAGCUGUCGACCGCUACUAUGCUGUCCUGUACCCCAUGGUGUACCCCAUGAAGAUCACGGGGAACCGCGCUGUGAUGGCGCUUGUCUACAUAUGGCUUCACUCCCUCAUCGGCUGCCUGCCGCCUCUCUUUGGUUGGUCGUCGGUGGAGUUUGACGAGUUCAAGUGGAUGUGUGUGGCUGCGUGGCACCGGGAGCCCGGCUAUACCGCCUUCUGGCAGAUCUGGUGUGCCCUCUUCCCCUUUCUGGUCAUGCUGGUGUGCUAUGGCUUUAUCUUCCGCGUGGCCAGGGUCAAGGCGCGCAAGGUGCACUGUGGCACCGUGGUCAUCGUGGAGGAGGACCCCCAGAGGGAUGGGAGGAAGAACUCCAGCACCUCCACCUCCUCGUCCGGCAGUAGGAGGAACGCCUUUCAGGGCGUGGUCUAUUCGGCCAACCAGUGCAAAGCCCUCAUCACCAUCCUGGUGGUCGUCGGUGCCUUCAUGGUCACCUGGGGCCCCUACAUGGUUGUCAUCACCUCUGAGGCCCUCUGGGGGAAGAACUACGUCUCCCCGACCCUGGAGACCUGGGCCACGUGGCUGUCCUUUACCAGCGCCGUCUGCCACCCCCUGAUCUAUGGGCUCUGGAACAAGACGGUUCGCAAGGAGCUGCUGGGCAUGUGCUUUGGGGAUCGGUAUUACCGGGAGCCGUUCGUGCAGCGGCAGAGGACUUCCAGGCUCUUCAGCAUUUCCAACAGGAUCACAGACCUGGGCCUGUCCCCACACCUCACGGCGCUCAUGGCAGGCGGACAGCCCCUGGGGAACAGCAGCAGCACCGGGGACACCGGCUUCAGCUGCUCCCAGGACUCAGGGACAGAUGUGAUGCUGCUCGAGGACUACAUGUCGGAUGACAACCCUCCCUCCCACUGUACUUGCCCCCCCAAGAGGAGGAGCUCGGUGACAUUUGAGGAUGAAGUGGAACAAAUGAAAGAUGCUGCCAGGAACCCUGUUUUGCACGUGAAAGCCGAAGUGCACGAGUCCCUGGACAGUUACGCAGCCAGCUUGGCCAGAGUCAUCGAGGCCGAAGCCAAAAUCAACCUGUUCGGGGAGGAGGCUUUGCCAGGGGUCCUGGCGGCCGCGCGGACCGUCCCGGGCGCCGGCUUCGGGGGCCGCCGAGGCAGCAGGACUCCGGCGAGUCAGAGGCUUCAGCUGCAGAGCAUCGAAGAAGGGAACGUUUUAGCUGCGGAACAGAGAUGAGAGCCCGGGGUGGACCGUCUGUCCCGCGGGGUCGCCCGGGGACAGAACACCUGAGGUGCGGCCAGCAGGAAACACCGAACGGCGUGUCUCGUGAGGCCGCGCGUGGGCUCCUUGGAGGUCUUGGCAAUGGGACCAGCGGCGUCCGAGGCACGAAGGAAAGCGGACGGAGGUGUGGCCGGGACUUUCCGGGAGGUGGGGCGUAGAAGGGACUAGAGACCAGGGCUGGGAAGGAAACCACCAGGUGGCUGACUCCCUCUUCCUGACCCGGGCGCCCGGCCAAGCGCUGUCGCAGGGAUCUCAGGCGGUGAGCCCUUCCCAGCGCGCUUUGGGGGACAGCGUGUCCUAACCACGCGAGAUCAGCCCCUGGCGUCUGCCUGGUUGAUGCGGUCCCCGUGGGACUGGGGUUCUGCACUGAAUGGUCCCCAGAGGAGACCCUGGAGCAGGGCCGGUCAGAUUGGAGUUCCCACACCUCCAUCCCGGUCGUGACCUUGGAGUCCGCACGGAGCCACCUGCUGGUGCCAGUAGGGACGAUCCACAGGCCACUGGAAGCAGCAGGCCUGAGGCUGCUGUUGCUGAGAAUGGGGGCCGUUCUGCCCGCCUCUCUAUUGACUGAUUCUUUCAAAAGAAGGGAAAAACCACUGUCAAAGCCACAAGGAAGGAGCAGGCGUCGUGCUAAGGAUACAAUGGUGACCAAAACAGACCCGCGGUCUCUGCCCUCGAGGGAAUACGGGAUGGUGAACUGGCGCAUGACACGGCCCGCUGUCCCCGACCGUCACGGUUGGCGCGUCUUGCUCCUCUGCUUGGGACCCUCGCCCCGUCCUGCAGCCGUAAAGCUUCUGCGCACCUACUCAGUGCAACCGUUGUCCCGUGUGAAACGUUUCUGGGACUUUUCCAAACCCCCACUUGCAGAAUGAAGAACUCCUUCCUCUACAUUCCAGACUAUCCCGUGUGUCCCGUAUAAAGAUGACCUAACUGCGGAGACAGGUCGUGUGUGUCUUCUUACAGACUAGACUUGAAGGGCUCUGAGCUCCUGGGAGGGUAGGAACUUUUUCUUUUUUCUUCCGUCCUCAGAGCCUGGUACAGCAAUCCAUGCAUAUAGGUUUUACUAGGAUACGUUACGUUAGGUUAUGUGAAGAAGGCCACUUUAAAAGCCCGUCACCACUAGCAUGGAGCCCAUUCUGUCACAGGAACACUCCCCCCAGGGCAGCGUGGAAAACACGGAGAUCAGACACGGGGGAGAGGUUCACUCCCGGCUGUCAACAGCAAGACUGAAGCCUGAGCUUUUACUUAGGACCUCCAGAGGCGUCAACUCUCCCACUGGGUCACUGGGUCCUAGGUCAACACCACCAAGAGCAGUGUACAGAGGGACUGUGUGUUUUCUGUCCAAGUGAACGAGACUAAAUCCCCUCUAUGCUGACUCCUUUUUGAAAUCAAACUAAUGAGAUGAUGUAUAUGAUCUAUAAUCUGAACUACACAAGUUUUAGCUAUUAUUAUUAUAUAGUACGUGUUCCAUACACAUUUGCAAAAUAAAUGAACCAAAAUAAGGUUUGGAUUGACCUUCAUGUAUCAACCACUAAGGAAUCCAAGCACAGUGGAAGAAUUUCUGGUCAAUACUAAUGAAUGUUAGUAUAAAAGAGAUUAUAAUCUUUAUAUUGUGAUACACUUUCACGAGGGAGCGAAACACGAAGUCGCUAUCUGCCUCGGUAGAUUGCCGUGAGUGGCACUCCUGGACACGGCUGACUAUAUUCAACAAAGCUAUUCCUGUCCCACUGGAAGCACGAGGAAGGAGUGUCUGCCUGUUUCAAAGUGCGCCGGUUCUUACCCACAUUCCUUUUGCUUGUCACACUAUGUGUGAAGAUGGGGAAAUGGAGGGUCAACAAGAAUUGUCACAGUCUUUAACUCGGGGGGUUUACGGUAGACAACAGACUUCUGCAGAGUCCAGAGCAAGCCACAGAGUUAAGCGAGGGCCAAGAGUGUCUAGCAUAGGCCAGCGAACGACUGACCGUGGCUCCCGGAAUGAGAAGAGGGUAGAACGGUGGUUCUUUUUUCAAGUCCGUCACAGUCACUGCAGAGUCCUCUCUCAGAACAUAAGCCCAGUUUCUAAGAAUAAAGGAAACCUUCUGUUCGUGAAGUCCCACCUCUCCGAGGCAGGGAAACCGCACCGCGGCUCAAUGUUUACACCGACCUCUGGUUGGCAGUUACGGACCGGGGAGGCCUGACAAACCCUGUUCCUUGAAAUGAAAACUGAAAAUAAGAAUCGCUUCUAUAUCCACUGUUUUUUAAGGCAGACAAUACUGUGAUAGGAAAAGGCAGGAUAAAACGGGCAGAGAGGGACAGGUUAGGUAGGACCCGGAGGCUCUGGGCGGGGAGGACUGCGUAUUUUGGAACAGUGCUGGGAGUGUCUGACUACAGCCAACCCCCGCAGGCACAAACAAGGUCCCUCUUAGGAAUGUAACAAACGCCAUCAGCUCCCCUUCAGGGCCCCCUCAGGAAUCUGAUAAGCAAAAUACCUAACUCUAAAAGCAAACCAUAAAACGUGUGUUACAGGAGGGACAGUAUGACUCCUCGUACAAGGGAACCGAGUCAACCCCGAAAGGAUGACCCAGCACCUAGAGCUGUCCAGCCAAUAAGGGUAGGACCUGAGAAGGAACAAGGGGGCGGGGAAGGGAGAGGCGACCAGAAUCUUCCAGACAAAGGCCCUUGCCUACAGUCCCGGGCAUUCGCUUUCAAAUGUGCCCUGUCAAGAGAGCUUUCAUGUUCUUCUUCCCUCCUGCCCUUACACUCUGUAAACUUUGGCCUGCUGCUCCUUUUGUGUCGCCUCGAAGUUCUUCGAAGCGGCGAGACAAGGAACCCUGGGUACUGAGGUGAGAAAUCCUGCAACGGUACCAAACUGUUUUUGUAAAUAAGGUUUACGUUUGUGGAAAGCCUUUUUUAUUCUUGUUAGGAAUAUUUCCUCAGGAAAUUAUUUUUGGUCGGGGAAAUAUGAAGAGAGAGAGAGGAAAACAAUUCCCCGAAGGAAACCUGUGUUCCACAAAAAAACUGUGCAGUUCUCCAGACCAUCCUUCACAAAAUUAUUUAUUUUUCUAAGAAAAAGAAUAAAUAUGUGACUUAUUGUUAGAGAUGUGACACCAGAAAUUCAUCCAUUUAUUCAACAGACAUUUGAUGAACAACGAAUAUGUGCCAGGCGCUGUUCUAGGAGUUAAAUAUCCAGCUAUGAAUAAGACAAACUAGGUCUCUGCUCUCAAUGAGACCACUUCCUAAAGGGGAAAAAUUGAAAACAAGACAACCAACAUUUUCCCCCUUUAAUUUGUAAGAAGGCGGCAGAUACAGUAACGAAAAGCUGGGCUAAGUACUUGAGGAAAAUAGGCAAUGAACAGAGUGGGUGACUGAGAGGCAGGGCACGAGCGAGAAGGCACAUGAAGCAACGUCACGUUGGGUGAAGUGUCUACUGAGACUUUUCUAAGGAGGUGACGCUGGAGCUGAGGGCUCAACUGUAUGUUCAGUUCAGGGCCAAAGUCCUUCAGGCAAAGGAGACGGUCAGUGAAAAGGUCCUAAAUGUGCUAAUAAGCUUGAUCAGUCUGAGGAAAGAAGAGGCCGGCCGGCAUGCUGAAACGCAGUGCGCUACGGGACAACUGGAAUGACUGGAAGUCAGAGGCUGGCAAGGUUUAGAUCAUGUAGGACCUGGCAGACCACGUCUUUUUUUUUUAAUAAAAAUUUUUUAAACUGUUUAUUUUUGAGAGAGUGAGUGAAUGCGAGAGAGAGCACAAGUGGGGGAAGGGCAGAGAGAGAGAGGGAGACACAGAAUCCAAAGCAGGCUCCAGGCUCUGAGCUGUCCUCACAGAGCCCGAGGCGGGGCUUGAACUCACGAACCACGAGAUCAUGACCUGAGCUGAAAUUGGACACUCAACCGACUGAGCCACCCAGGUGCCCCAGACCAGUCUUAUUUUACGAGCAAUGAGGAUCCCCCAAGAAUUUUAAGUGGGGUGACAGAGCCUAAUUUAUGUAAAAAAGGGGCCAAUAAACUGACGGGCAAAUCCAGCCCUAGCCUAUUUUUGCAAAGAAACUUUUAUUAAAACAGAGCCACGCCCAUUCACCUACAGAUUAUGUGUGGCCACUUUUACACGACCACAUCAGACAUGAGUAGCUACAACAGACACCAAGUGACCCACAAAGUCUAAAAUAGUUACUAUUUUGCCAUUUCAAGAAAAAGUUUGCUGACCCACGUUUUAAGAAAGAUCCCUCUGGCCACCCUAUGGAAAUCAGACUGUGUGAAGGCAGGGGUGGGAGCAGGGAGACCAAGAGUAGGUGCAUAUGGUUAUAUCCCGAAGUAAAGUUCCAACUGCUGACGCAGUGAACCUGUGCAUACGACUUGGUAAGUGCCGUGAGCUCAGUCAAGGUCGGGCUCUAGCACCAACCGCGGAGGGCACCAUGGCUACCUAGAGCUCCGUGGGCCAAGGCCCAGAGGUAUGAAGGGAAGUGUGUCAAGUGAUACUUCAGGGUUUCCUAAGUCAUGUUAACACAUCUGGACUCUGUCCUGAGAACAUGAGAGGCACGUUUUAAGGAGAGGAGUAAAUUACCAGCUACUGAGACAUUCUAGAAGAGGUUAGAAUGGUCCAAACACACAAUUACCAUCUGUCCAAAGUCUAUCAAAACUUCCAGGGGUCUCAGAACUGCCUUUACGUCACAAGAAGUGGCCGGCCUGCACUAGAAGUCUUUGUAGAGGCCGCUUUUAGGCAAACAGGCUCGAGCAAUGGACUGUUUAAAGGGCUCACAGCGACCACCUGGCUGGAUACAGACAGGCCCACCAGGCGACCCACCUCAAAAUAGCCAGAGGCCCUAAGUGACCCAUGGGCUUCUUACAACCAGGCACAGCUACCAAUAAAGGGAAAAUUCCACGGCAGCCACACCUCCUCAUCUCCUCCUUUAAAAACAGCCUCCACCCACUGCCUCCUUGCAGACAGCUUCUCCUCUGCCUGCCUGCCUGCCUGCCCCCGCUCCCCAGCCGCAUAUUCAGUAAACCUCUAUCUCCUUUGUUCUGCCUCAGGUGAAUCCUCCCCCCCCCCCCCCCGCGGCCUCUAACCGAUCGUUGCCCCACAUUUGGGGGCCCCCAUCCAAAGCAUACACCACAUUCAGACACCACAGUCUUUACUGCCGUACUCAUGGGAAUGAUUUUGCGUGCUGUUUUGAAAAUGCAGAAGCUCAAACCCUAUUCAGAUCAAAUGAGUAAGAAUCUUCAAGGGGUAGGACCCAAGUAUUUGUAGUUGACAAAGCCCAACCGGGGAUCUGAAGUGCAGCCUUCGCUGAAGAUCACAGCUCCACCAGGAAGAGGCCGCCCAGUACCUGUUCCCUGGGCCUCCCGGGAAGCUUUGUGGAGUAAUGGAGGGGCUGGCCUAUUCUGGAGCCAGCCUGGGCUCACUUGAUCGCCGUCCAUUACUAACUCUCCUUGAGUACCUGUACACGCUCAUGGUGCUCCAAGAACUGGAGACAAGGAGCAAAGGAGAGGAAAGGGGGGAAUAACCGACUCAUCAAGUAACCUGAGGUCUUAAGGAUAAAAACAACUCUCGGGAACAUCUUUCUUUCCAGUCUUUUACGUAAGAGAAGCAAGAGGGGGAGCUGACUAAACCAAUUAGAAGGUGUUUUCGGUUGCGGGCAAAAAGAACCAGAAACAAAGGAAUCUUCACAGUGUGAGACAUCUUCUCUAACACUCAAAUCAAAGGAGGCUAGUAGCAGCUGUUGGCGAACAAACCACGUGAGCACCCGUACAAAACAGAUUCUGCACAGACCAGAGAAGAAUGUUUUCCAUAGAAAAACUAAGGAAGAGCCCUUUGCCAGAUAAACUCUUCAGAACAAGCAAGUUUUAAGAGUCCUAAGUGGCAAAUGUUCUAGAAAAGCUGCCUUCUCAAGUCUGAAAUCUAGAUGAAUUUUAAGGGUUACUCACGGUUAUUGAAGAAAAUGGAUCAAAAAUCUUAGUCAUUAAUGUGAUAAUACAGGAGCCUAAAAGCUACUGCAAAAAUAUUUGGUUGGACUACUAACAUUUUCUGUUUACGUUCCAUGUUUAUUUUUUGUUUUGACCAUUUGAAAAUCUCAUUCUUUCCUGGUAGUAGUUAAUAUUUACAAUUUCAUGAUUUUCUCCCCAUCUCAUAGGAGUUUCUUUCAAUUCUUUAGAUGUGCUCCACACUCUUUCUCCUCCAGGACUUCGAAAAAUGCUACAUACCCUUUACUUUGCCUGGAAUAUUUGUCCCUGCUCUCUCUGAGGAAGUGAUAUUUAAUCCAUCGCUUACAAAGACCUGAAGGAUAAGCAAAGUGAUCCUAAUGAAGAGUGAGGAUGGGAGCGGGACAGCAUGAUGAUAAAGAUCCUGAGGUGGAAAAGAGUUUGACAUGCCCCCAAAUUCAAAAAGGGCCAGAGUGGAUGGAAUGGACACACAAGGAGAAAAUACUGUGAAUGAGCCUGUAAAGAAGCUUGAGAUCAGAUCACCUGGGGGGCUGCGUGUCAUAUUUCUGAUCUGAACGUAUUCCUACAAGUGAACUUUCUAGGUCAAAGGGGAGUAAAGGCGUGGAACUCAGUUUCACACCUAGGCUUCACCAUUCAUCAGCUGCAUGAGCUGGGGCGAGCUAUUACGAAUAAAUAACCGACUUUCUAGAGGGUUGGAGCUCAUCGGGAAACAUCUGUGAAAUGACUAGUAUGGGGCCUGACACAUUACAGCUACUCUAGAAACGAUGGCCGCUGUUAUUAUUAAAUAAUAGGUAAUACCCAACAUAUGAAGACAUUUAAUUUGUGAAAUCAGUGAAGAACAACAAACGCUGUCUUGUUUGAUAAAUGUACUUUGUUUACAAUGGAUACUGGAUCUUUUCUACUGUUAUGAACACUGAUUAUAUUCACUUCCUUCUUGAAUAUUAAUUGUAAUAUAUACGAUUUUGUGUUUCUUUGGCAUUGAACCUCACGAUUUAUCAUCGAAAACAAAAAGUAUUUAAAAACCCA
Molecule: messenger RNA, 9765 nt
Organism: Neofelis nebulosa (Clouded leopard)
Lineage: Eukaryota; Metazoa; Chordata; Mammalia; Carnivora; Felidae
Gene: GPR161
Product: G protein-coupled receptor 161
Exons: 8
Coding region: 1137-2786 (549 amino acids)
Biological process (GO): G protein-coupled receptor signaling pathway
Cellular component (GO): recycling endosome; membrane
Molecular function (GO): G protein-coupled receptor activity
Source: RefSeq, a predicted model, not a curated record